AUGACUGACAUGCUUCUUCGAAUCCUUUUCCUUCUCGGGACACUUUUUGUAAGUUUCAUUCAUUAAGCUUUGAAGAGACCUUUGACGCUGCUUUCAGAAGAUAAUGCGAUGCGAGUACAGCGAACUGAUGAACCAGAAGAUCGGGGUGCGCGUGGAAGUGCUCAAUCUGAUCUACGAGAACGAGACGACGAUCACCUCGACUGGCCAUCCUCGCUGUCGGCUAACACUGCACAAGUCAGGCUGGGAUCGGUACCUGAGUUUCUCUUUUGUUCUUUCCGUUUUCCCUCCGAGUACCCACUCAUUUCACGUUCUUCUUCAGGGACACUUGCUCGAGUCCGCAGUUCAAAUUGAAUGACACACUCUCUUGGUCGACGAGAGUUUGCUACAAAUGGGUGUGCGACACGAGUCAGUUUCUCUGUUUUAGACCAAAAUCGGGAUUUUCCAACUCUCUUACAGACAAAUACGCGAUGCGAGUGGAGAGUUGCUGGAUCGGCACUCCCAAAAUGCCAGUGUUCAUAGUCCGUGACGACGGAUGUACCAUUGAGAAAGCGAUUCUGACGUCGCCCGUUUACACGUCAUUCAACAGAGCAGCAGCAAUCGGAUGGAUGGCCGUUCGUCAGAAAAGUAGGCGUUUCACAAGAUCGGAUAUUUGUUUUCCCUCCAAAUUUCCCACGAUGAGCCUCCAUUUCGUGACCUGUGGUCGCUUCGAAAACAAACCAAUUGAUAUCUCCUGUAAACAAAACAAUCUCUCUCUCUCCCCGUUUAUUUUCGGUUUUGCAGACAUGAAAUACAUGCACGUCGGCUGCACUAUCCGUCUGUGUCACCUGUGCGACCCCGCCUGCCAGGAGAUCACAGUCAGUCUCUUUCCCCGUUCUCGCCCUCCCGCAUUGUUCGUUUUCAGCCGCCGAGAACUUGCAAUGACUCCCGAGCAGAUGAUUACGAAGCUAUGUGGAACAGCUCCUCCCGAGUCAGAAAUCUCUGCUUUCCGGCUCCGUCGACCACUGGCAAUCCGGCGGGUGCUCUGAAUUCCGAACAAUUUCAUUUCCCUUCUCUCUCAAAUUCUAUCAUUCCGCUACUUGUCUUUUAUUUCCGUUGAUCUUGCUCAAAAAUGAAUUGUUUCCCCUGCUCCUUACUCGAGAUUACAGUAGUCAAGGCCUGUCGUCAGCUUUGAUGUAUGGUGACUGCGGAAUUGGCGGGAAAACUGAAAAUGUCAAAUUUAACUUGUUCCAGACACACAUUUCUCCCAUAAAACCACUCGAAUCUUAUCACCAGUCUGCCAUUUUAUCGCCGAAUUUAACUGCCCUCGGACCUUUUUUCAUCUGAAAGUCCCAUUAGAGCUGAUAAGAAGUGGCCUUCUCCUUCUGUUUUUCCCCUAUUUUCACAGUGUCUCCUCCUGAUCUUUGCGUCACCAUCUCCGGAUCAUUGUCCGAUUCUUAUCGCCAACCGGACUCCAAACUCCGCCCCGUUUUUGCUUACAAAUAUGAGCGACAACUCCUGUUCAGAGCAUGCUUCAGGAUGCGGUCAGGCACUUUCUACUCGGUAAUGGUCGGAACUUUGCUCCAGCUGUUCGGACGCGAUCUGCUCAUGCUGACACGGCUGACCAGAGAGGACCUGCUCGACAGUUUCGACCUGCAGAAGCUCGUAACACAGCCCCAUCGGGUGAGUAACUCCGCUUCGCUUUCAAUUCAAACUUUGCUCUUGCCGACCUUUCUCCUGGGACACAUAGUUCAGUAUCACAAUAUAAAAAUUCGAGAAUUUCUCCCACGGAUUUGCACAUUAUCGGGCUCUAAUCAGCUGGGUCACUCCCUCCUAUAUAAAUGAGAUUCCAACCGUUGCGGUCAAUCCAAUUUCCAGCAAACAUUCGUGUGUUUCUGUUAAUUUUUUGUUGAUUUUUGAUAGUGUCCUGCAGUCAAACUUGCUUUCCUGAUCAAAACAGAACACGAUUCUUCCUUCCUUUUGCCAUUGUGAUGGUUAUAUUCGAGAGAGAUAGAGCGAUAGAAAAACGAAUCCAACAGCCGUUUAUUUCCAUUUUUGUUUUUCGAUGCCACGAAUGAACUAUGGUACAAAACCGAAAAACAAACUCGAAAUCUGUGAAUUCGUCCUGUGAAUCUCGGUCAUAAAACGUGUACUUCCGGGUUCUCCGUCUAAAGACGACGUUUCCUCUCUUCUUAUCACCCUUUUCAAAGUUCAAUGUUCCGAAUUAUGUUAUGAAAAACUUUGUUUGCCAAGUGGCAAACUCAUUCAAACACGACCCCAAAGUUCAAUUCAAAGUAGGAUACUGUAGAAAGCUUCUGACUUGUCUGAUUGCUCGGCAAGCUCAAAACGAAAUCUUAGGAUCUUCAGUGAUUUAGUGGGAAAUUAGGAUCCAACCUGAUUGGAAAGAUCUUUUUGAAAAUGUAGGCGUGACAAUCUUUCGGUAUCUUUCGAAGCUGUUCUUUAGAAUUUCUACGUGAUAAGAUACCUCAAAGAGCAAACAGGAAACCGUAUAAAAUAGAGCCCUGGGAGAGGAAACCAAGCGCCGUCACUCCUACAGUAAUCCGUUCGUUUCCAGGUAAACAUGGAUUUGCUCACAUUCAUCGCAUGGAUCGGAAUCGUCGGCUUCGUCUACCUCCUCUCGCUUCUCGCCCUCAAGUUCACCACGAUUCGCGUGCUCAUCGUCACCCUCGCCUUCCUUCCGAUCGCUCUCAUGCUCGCCUUCUUCAUCUUCCGCAUCCCGCAACUCACGAAUGAGGCUCACAAGACCGCGUUCUUCACCACGUGGAAGGUGGGCGGACAUCGUGGAAGUGCGCACGGAGACAUUCCGGAGAACAGUCUGGAGGCGUUCAGUGCGGUGAAGAGCGAGGGAGGGCAGCUCGCCGAGAUGGAUAUCCAGAUCACAAAGGACGGAGUUCCGGUUAUCUGCCACGACAGCAACGUCGGUAGGUUUCACACAAAAUGCCCUUUCUUGGGAAGCCGUAGACAUCGUUCCGCACCAGUUCUAACAUUCCCACGCCUCUUUCAAGUAUUUUCCAUCCCACCGUAAUCUCCACCAGAGAAAUCUUUCAGCUCGAGUCACGGGAGUGGACAAGGACAUCUCGAGCAUGACGGUCGACGAAUUCCGAGAACUCCGCUACCUCGGCACCAACAUCUCUCUGCCCACAUUCGCGGAAGCCGUCGCUCAUUGCGUCGCCAACGACAUAAUGAUGAUCUGGGAUGUGAAGAACGUCGACGAGAGCCUUCUGACUCAGUUUGUCACUCAAAUUCGCGUAAACAAUAUCUACUCGAAAGUGCUCGUCUCUGGCUUCAACCCGAUUGACGUCUAUCUGGUUAAACUGGCGGAUCCGAAGAUUCUGACGGGAUUCACGUGGCGCAGCUGGGAGUUGAGCACCACCGACGAGGAUGCCACGAUUGCCCGCUUCACCGGAGCACUCAACGCCCUCGCCAAUGUUCUGGACAUUCUGGCAUUCGGGCUGGCUCGCUCUCUGAUCAUUCCCAAGUUCCUCGGCUCCGAUAUGAUCUUCUACCACGUGAACGACAUCAGCAGGUAGAAGACGUCGUUCCCCCCGCUUCUCAACUCCGAUUUCCCUUGCAGAUAUCUGAAGACGGACGCCGCCGCCAACAACAUCUACCUGGCCGGCUGGACGAGCAACAAUGCGGCCGAGCAAGUGUGGCUCCGCGACUAUCUGAACGUGCCGUUCCUCACCGAUGACGUGUCGCUCGUGCCCCAGUGA
Molecule: messenger RNA, 3710 nt
Organism: Caenorhabditis sp. 36 PRJEB53466
Lineage: Eukaryota; Metazoa; Nematoda; Chromadorea; Rhabditida; Rhabditidae
Source: the annotation of a GenBank genome assembly